CCCGCCCCCAAGUUCGUGGGGCGACCCAUGGUUCGAUGGGAUAUUUUUAAAAGCAGAGUUUAAGCUCUCUGAACUUGCGUGGAGGUCUGAUGAAGAAGCUUGGUCUUGAAAUCGUUUUUCUCAAAUCCGGAGCCAUUGCAUUUUCCUAAAGGUACGAUGGUGGCACCCUGGCAGGUGACAGUAGCAAAAUGAACAUCUGACUAUUCUUGAUGUCAAAUUGUGGACAAAACGGAACAAAGGGAAAAUAAAAACACCAUAAAGGCAAACCAUCGCUUUCCUUGGGAUUUACAUUAACACUCAAUCGCUCAUGUCGAACCUUGAUUCAAACGUUAUUUACCUCAAAAACGUCCAACCACCACUUAAAAUCUUCACCAUAUGGGAGAGAAACCGUCAUCGGUCUCUUCACUGGCUAGUGGAAUGCUUUGCUGAAUUCCUAGGCGUAUUUUUCUACGUAUACGCCGGAGUAGGCUCGCAACUUCUGUUCAUACUUGGUGGUAUCUUGAAAAUAGACGGACUGAGCUCGAUCCUUCAGGUUGGGAUUGCCUACACUUGUGGAAUCGUCCUGGCAAUCGCGGUCUGUGCUGGGACAUCUGGCGGUCAUAUUAACCCAUGCGUAACGAUUACCUUCAUGAUUUUCAGGGGUUUUCCACCUCUGAAAGGGCUUCGGUAUAUCAUCGCACAGAUAUUGGGCGCAUACGUUGCCUGUCUUCUCAUCUACGCACAAUACUCGCACAUGAUACACUUGGCAGAAACGGCAUUAGAAGAGGCUGGUUUAUUAGAUAGUGUUCUGUUCACACCAAAUGGCCCCGCAGGUGCUUUUGGCCUGUAUGUAGCCCCGGGAUCUAAUCUAGGACAGGUCUUCCUCAACGAAUUUAUUACGGAUAUCAUGCUCGCCCUCGUCAUCUUUGGAUGUCUUGACCCUACGAAUACUUUCGUCACACCAUCAUCUGUCCCAGUCGUGAUUGCUUUGGCAUAUGGUGUUGCAGUCUGGGGCUUCUCCGUUCCUGGGCUUGCGGCCAACUCCGCCCGCGACGUUGGGGGACGACUUGCCGCUAUCACUAUUUGGGGAACGAAAGCUGCCGGUGGAUCUUACGCUGCGAUCACAGGCUUGACCAAUAUCGCAGCAACUGUCAUCGGGUUUGUCCUUCACGAACUAUUCCUCACCGACUAUGCAAGAGUCGUCCCUAGCGCCCAACGAGAGUUCAUAAUGGUUCAUCUGAAUCAUGAGCAUAAUCCCGAUAAAGCAAUGAGACAAGCGUCCACGUCCUCUGAUACCGAUUCUCAUCGCGACAAGGACAAAGCGGAAAUAAGCCAGAUUGAGCAUCUGUCUGCCUGAGGUAUGUGAGGCAUGAAAUUGAAGCGGGUGCAGUUGUACAUAGCAUGGUACUCCAAUACUUCGUCAGGUCCGGUGUUAAAGUGUGUACUACUGGGGUCAUCUGAACGGCGCCAGGCGGCCGUUAAGUCAUGUUGAACUUCUAAGCGUUUACAGGUUUAGAUAUGUAGUACUACCUAUCCAACCGCGAAACGAGAAACC
Messenger RNA from Marasmius oreades (fairy-ring Marasmius), 1534 nucleotides. RefSeq lists its product as uncharacterized. Bases 308 to 1336 code for a protein of 342 amino acids. Gene Ontology annotation, molecular function: water channel activity; glycerol channel activity. The transcript has 10 exons. Gene Ontology annotation, cellular component: plasma membrane. The record is from RefSeq and is a predicted model, not a curated record. Gene Ontology annotation, biological process: glycerol transmembrane transport; water transport. NCBI's taxonomy places the organism in Eukaryota, Fungi, Basidiomycota, Agaricomycetes, Agaricales, Marasmiaceae.